Sphaerulina musiva SO2202 is the source of this 546-nucleotide messenger RNA. RefSeq lists its product as uncharacterized. NCBI's taxonomy places the organism in Eukaryota, Fungi, Ascomycota, Dothideomycetes, Mycosphaerellales, Mycosphaerellaceae. The record is from RefSeq and is a predicted model, not a curated record. Bases 190 to 399 code for a protein of 69 amino acids. The transcript has a single exon.
GUGUCCGCAAUAUCGUCGGCAGUUCCACGCGAGCGGCAGUGGACGUGUCACGGCGCGGUGUCUACUAUAGACUAGUCAAUAGUCAAUAGAUAGGCUUGUCCGCCGCACGAAGCAGAAGCACAUGGGAAGCGCACGCGGGAAUUCACGACUUGGCGCUGCUUGGUCUACUGUACAGUAGUUUCAUCAUUCAUGGGACAGGCUCACGCUGCGACAGACUUCAUCUCCCUCCUCUCUCCGUCUCCGUCUCCUUUCCCGUUCUGUGAGAAGAAGAAGUCUGUGAGAAACAAAAAAGGACAGCUUCACUUCCGACGCGGUUGCGGUGAACAAGGCCAAUUUCAUAUUGCUGCCGCGAGCCGAACACGAUGCCUGCACAUUCACGGCGGGUCAGUCUGCCCAUAGGCUACAGGUGGAUCGCGACAUGUUCCAAAAAAGGAAACCAGUCACUGGCGUGGGCUAAGUACAGUAACACGAAGGUGUGUGCAGACCUGCCAAGCUCGGCCAUUGGCUCGUUUCUGCUUCAGUGUUGCGUGCAGGCCUGUCUUUUUU